AUGCAAGACCCUCAAGUGCUAACGUAUAUGGAACAUCACGAUUUAAAUAAAUUGUUUCCAGAACUCGAAGGUGCGCUGCUUCGUUAUCAACCUUCAGAUCCUUACGAAUUUAUUGUCGGUUGUGUGCGAUCUAUUCAACAAAAGAAGAGAGAGUCUCGAGACUCGCCUUUGUACUCGCAAUUGUUUGAAGAGUACGCUACCCAAAACUUGGAACUGAACAGUGUUGCUGGCACUCAACGAAACGUACCAUCAACUACUACUUCCGGGCAAAUCUCGGAGCCAAGUAAUAAUCAUAAUAGAAGAAAGCGUCAACGUUCUGAAGAGGAUACAUUAAUGGAGAUCAGAACACCGCCCUACUUUACCACACAUCAUCCUCCAGGGCAAAACUUUGAUCAGUAUGUAUCUCAUCAACACACUGACGAAACCCUUGUUCAUCAUCGACGAACGACGUUACCUCCUUCACCACCGAACAACCAUCAAUUACCUCAUACCGCGCGAAACAAUCAUUCCCGUGUCCCAACCCCAAGGAAGGGACGUCGUAUGUCUGUCAGUGCCGAAUCCAUCAAACCAACAGCCAAUCUUGAUGAACGUCCAAUUAUUUAUAAAUCCGAUGAAGCAAAAAAACGAAUUGAUGAAGCUACUACUCUCAACCUGUUGUUCAAAAAUCUCGAUCGCGAAACAAAGCAACAUGUUGUUGAUGCAAUGUUCGAAAAACCCGUAGUGGCAAAUGAAAUCGUAAUUAGGCAAGGUGACGAAGGAGACUAUUUUUAUGUUAUUGAACAUGGUAUAUUCGAAAUCUUUGUCAACGGUCAAUUAGUUUUAGAAGUUGGAAAUGGAGGUAGCUUUGGAGAACUCGCUUUAAUGUACAAUACACCACGUGCCGCAACAGUAAGAGCUAAGACAGGCGGAACCUUAUGGGCUGUUGGCAGAGAAACAUUUUUACUUACCAUCACUAGCAGCGUUUAUCGAAAACGUUCAGCUUAUGAAGAAUUUCUAAGAUCCGUUUCGUUCCUUACAACAUUAGACCAGUCCGAAUUUUCCAAACUUGCUGACGCAUUAGAACCUAAUAUUUUUGAGGAUGGUGAUACCAUCAUAAGCCAGGGCGAUCCUGGUGAAUAUUUUUAUAUAAUCGAACAAGGUACAGUUAAUGUCAGUAAGAUUACCGAUACGGGAACUGAACAACAAUUGCCAAGUCUUACUGUUGGCGACUAUUUUGGUGAACUCGCACUUAUCAAUGAUCAACCACGCAAAGCAACUGUUGUUUCAAGAGGUUCCGUACGUUUAGCAGCUCUCAGAAGAGAUGCAUUCGUUCGUCUUUUAGGACCUGUUAUGGGAAUUUUUCGUAGAAAUGCCGCAGAAUAUAAUAUGCACCAACAAAACUCUACUGGUCAAACACGUCAGGAAUCUGGCGAAAAUCACGUGUCAUCUCAAAUCGGAAGUGAUGAAAUUAUGGCAGUCGACGAUGAACCCAGCCCAGUCAAUAGUACGCGUUCGAACAAAAAAAGCGGGUACAGUGGGGCUGGCGGGGUAGAUGUGUUGUAA
Messenger RNA from Funneliformis mosseae, 1542 nucleotides. The record is from the annotation of a GenBank genome assembly. NCBI's taxonomy places the organism in Eukaryota, Fungi, Glomeromycota, Glomeromycetes, Glomerales, Glomeraceae.